AUGGCGAGCGGGAGCAAGUACGAAGAGCUCAUCGCCGAGGACGUGGCAUACCACAAAGCUUCGACGCCGCUGGAAGACAUGCCGAGCUGCACGAACAUGUUUGACAAGUGGGCGCAGUGUUUUGCGCUCGGCCCGCAGAUCAAGGCGGUGUACCGGUACGGCGGCCUGCAGGACUGCAGAGACAAGCUGGACGACUUCAAGUUCUGUUUGACCAUGAAGGGCAUGUCGCCGGAAGAAAAAUACGAGACGUGGAUCCGAAGAAAGGCUGAAAAGACGGCAAGCCAACGACUCGGCAGGGAGAGCUCAGAGAACGUGUGGCAGAUCAGAAGGGAAACCCGCACCAACGCCGCAUCCAACCCGCCUUCGAUCUUCCGCCCGCCGCUGCUCGGCCUGACCUUGACCCGCGCGUCUAUCCCGCCUGCUUUCUUCGGGGAAAUGGCAGGGUGGGCGCAGUGGGGUCGGUUGGACCUGGGUAGCGGUAGUGCCACAGGCGCUUUAAAGCGGUAG
Moesziomyces aphidis is the source of this 507-nucleotide messenger RNA. The record is from the annotation of a GenBank genome assembly. Lineage: Eukaryota; Fungi; Basidiomycota; Ustilaginomycetes; Ustilaginales; Ustilaginaceae.